AUGGCUACCAAUCAGCAGUUUGUGACGCUAAAUAACGGGAACAAGAUUCCCGCUGUGGGGAUCAUUGGAACGGGUACUGCAUGGUUCAAGAAGCAGGGACAAGAAGAGGUUAUCUCACCGGAGUUGAUUGAGCAGAUCAAAUACGCCCUAAGUCUGCCUGGCGUCAUCCACAUCGACGCCGCAGAAUGUUAUAACACGUACGUGGAAGUCGGAAAGGCGUUGGAACAGAGCAACAGGCCCCGGGACCAGAUUUUCAUCACUGACAAGUUCUCUCCGCAGGCCAACGACGGGAGAACCGUCUCCGAAAGCUUCGAAAGAGGACUGGCCAGGAUGGGCGUCGACUACGUCGAUCUGUACCUGAUUCACUGCCCUUUCAUCAGCAGACAGGGGUACUCCCUGGAGGACGCCUGGAGCGAAUUGGAAGCGCUGUACGAGAGCGGCAAGGCCAAGAAUAUCGGAGUGUCCAACUUCCGCGUCAGCGACCUGCAGAGAAUACUCAAAUCGGGUAAAGUGAAACCGCAAGUGAACCAGAUCGAGUUCCACGCUUUUUUACAGAAUCAGACUCCGGGCAUCUUCCAAUUCUGCCAGCAGCAGCAAAUCCAACUGGAAGCAUAUUCGCCUCUGGCGCCUCUACAGAGAAAAUCUGACGAGCUAAAAACAGCCGCAGGAGCCCCGUUCUACCACUACCUGGAACAACUCGCUUCCAAAUACAACAAGAGCGAAGCUCUUAUCCUACUGAGAUGGGUUACCAAGCGCCACGUGAUUCCUGUCACGACUUCGUCGAAGCCUGCAAGAGUGAAGGAUGCACAGGAGAACCUCUUUACCUUUGAUCUCACAGAUCAAGAGGUGGACCAAAUUACAUCGCUGGGUCUGCUACACAAGCCUCUUAGAUUGUACUGGAACGAAGUCUAUGCAGACUACGACUCGCAAGCACAACAACCUCUAUAG
This is a messenger RNA of Torulaspora globosa, 948 nucleotides long. RefSeq names its product aldo-keto reductase superfamily protein. The record is from RefSeq and is a predicted model, not a curated record. The transcript has a single exon. Bases 1 to 948 code for a protein of 315 amino acids. NCBI's taxonomy places the organism in Eukaryota, Fungi, Ascomycota, Saccharomycetes, Saccharomycetales, Saccharomycetaceae. Gene Ontology annotation, molecular function: oxidoreductase activity.